GUCGGGAGGAAGGCCCCGCGCGCCGCGCCCCGCUCCCCCCGCGGUUCAGGCUGGAGGUGCUCGAGCGCCUGCUGCCCAGGACCCCGCCGCCGCCCAUGGAGGCGGAGAUGCUGCAGUCGCCCCUGCUGGGGCUGGGCGAGGACGACGAGGCCGACCUCGCCGACUGGAGCCUGCCCCUGGCCUUUAUGAAGAAGAGGCACUGUGAGAAGAUCGAGGGCUCCAAGUCCCUAGCGCAGAGCUGGAGGAUGAAGGACCGGAUGAAGACGGUCAGCGUUGCCUUAGUCCUGUGCCUGAAUGUUGGUGUGGACCCUCCUGAUGUGGUAAAGACCACCCCCUGUGCUCGUCUGGAGUGCUGGAUCGAUCCGCUCUCGAUGGGUCCUCAGAAGGCUCUGGAGACCAUUGGCGCCAACCUGCAGAAGCAGUACGAGAACUGGCAGCCCAGGGCCCGGUACAAGCAGAGCCUGGACCCCACGGUGGACGAGGUGAAGAAGCUGUGCACGUCCCUGCGCCGGAACGCCAAGGAGGAGCGCGUGCUCUUCCACUACAAUGGCCACGGCGUGCCCCGGCCCACGGUGAACGGCGAGAUCUGGGUUUUCAACAAGAACUACACGCAAUACAUCCCACUGUCGAUCUAUGACCUACAGACGUGGAUGGGCAGCCCCUCGAUCUUCGUGUACGACUGCUCCAAUGCUGGCCUCAUCGUCAAGUCCUUCCGGCAGUUCGCCCUGCAGCGGGAGCAGGAGCUGGAGGUCGCGGCCAUCAACCCCAACCACCCACUGGCCCAGAUGCCUCUGCCCCCGUCCAUGAAGAACUGCAUCCAGCUGGCUGCCUGCGAAGCCAGCGAGCUCCUGCCCAUGAUCCCCGACCUCCCAGCUGACCUCUUCACCUCCUGCCUCACCACCCCCAUCAAAAUCGCCCUGCGCUGGUUCUGUAUGCAGAAGUGUGUCAGCCUGGUGCCCGGAGUCACGCUGGACCUGAUAGAGAAGAUCCCUGGCCGGCUGAACGACAGGAGGACGCCCCUGGGCGAGCUGAACUGGAUCUUCACUGCGAUCACAGACACCAUCGCGUGGAACGUGCUCCCUCGGGACCUCUUCCAGAAGCUCUUCAGGCAGGACCUGCUGGUGGCCAGUCUGUUCCGAAACUUCCUUCUGGCCGAGAGGAUCAUGCGGUCCUACAACUGCACGCCCGUCAGCAGCCCGCGCCUGCCGCCCACCUACAUGCACGCCAUGUGGCAAGCCUGGGACCUCGCCGUGGACAUCUGCCUCUCCCAGCUGCCCACCAUCAUUGAGGAGGGCACUGCGUUCCGGCACAGUCCGUUCUUUGCCGAGCAGCUGACCGCGUUCCAGGUGUGGCUUACGAUGGGUGUGGAAAACAGGAGCCCACCUGAGCAGCUCCCUAUCGUUUUACAGGUGCUGCUGAGCCAGGUGCACCGGCUGAGAGCCCUGGACUUGCUGGGACGGUUCCUGGACCUGGGCCCCUGGGCAGUGAGCCUAGCCCUGUCCGUGGGCAUCUUCCCGUAUGUGCUCAAGCUGCUGCAGAGCUCGGCCCGGGAGCUGCGGCCCCUGCUUGUCUUCAUCUGGGCCAAGAUUCUUGCUGUGGACAGUUCCUGCCAAGCUGACCUGGUGAAGGACAGCGGCCACAAGUACUUCCUCUCCGUCCUGGCUGACCCCUACAUGCCAGCUGAACACAGGACCAUGACGGCCUUCAUCCUUGCCGUGAUCGUCAACAACUACAACACGGGGCAGGAAGCCUGCCUGCAGGGGAACUUGAUCGCCAUCUGCCUGGAGCAGCUCAACGACCCCCACCCACUGCUGCGCCAGUGGGUGGCCAUCUGCCUGGGGCGGAUCUGGCAGAACUUCGACUCCGCCCGGUGGUGUGGGGUGCGGGACAGUGCCCACGAGAAGCUCUGCAGCCUACUGUCCGACCCCAUUCCUGAGGUGCGCUGUGCAGCCGUCUUCGCCCUCGGCACGUUUGUGGGCAACUCUGCGGAGAGGACCGACCACUCCACCACCAUCGACCACAACGUGGCCAUGAUGCUGGCCCAGCUGAUCAGUGACGGGAGCCCCGUGGUCCGGAAGGAGCUGGUGGUGGCGCUGACGCACCUGGUGGUUCAGUACGAGAGCAACUUCUGUUCCGUGGCCUUGCAGUUCAUGGAGGAGGAAAAGAGCUACCCCUUGCCUUCUCCAGCGGCCGCAGAGGGCGGGAGCCUGACCCCCGUGCGCGACAGCCCCUGCACCCCCAGGCUGCGCUCCGUGAGCUCCUACGGGAACAUCCGCGCCGUCACCACCGCCCGGAGCUUGAACAAGUCGCUGCAGAACCUGAGCCUGACAGAGGAGUCGGGCGGCGCGGUCGCCUUCUCGCCCGGGAACCUGAGCACCAGCAGCAGCGCCAGCAGCACGCUGGGCAGCCCCGAGAACGAGGAGUACAUCCUGUCCUUCGAGACCAUCGACAAGAUGCGCAGGGUCAGCUCCUACUCCGCCCUCAAUUCCCUCAUAGGCGUCUCCUUCAACAGCGUCUACACCCAGAUGUGGAGGGUCCUGCUGCACCUGGCCGCGGACCCCUACCCAGACGUGUCCGACCUGGCCAUGAAGGUGCUCAACAGCAUCGCCUAUAAGGCCACCAUGAAUGCACGGCCUCAGCGCAUCCUCAGCACCUCCUCGCUCACCCAGUCAGCGCCCGCCAGCCCCACCAACAAGGGCAUCCACAUCCAGCAGGCAGGGGGCUCCCCUCCGACAUCCAGUGCAAGCAGCUCCAGCCCCACCAAUGACGUGGCCAAGCAGCCAGCCAGCCGCGAGCUGCCUGCGGGUCGGCUGGGUGCCACAGGGCCCACGGGGGUACAGUACACACCCCACUCCCACCAGUUCCCCCGCACACGGAAGAUGUUCGACAAGGGCCCCGACCAGACCACGGACGACCCGGAUGACACUGGACACAAGAGCUUCAUCUCGGCCACGAUGCAGACAGGCUUCUGCGACUGGAGCGCCCGGUACUUUGCCCAGCCCGUCAUGAAGAUCCCAGAAGAGCACGACCUGGAGAGUCAGAUCCGCAAGGAGCGGGAGUGGAGGUUUCUGCGCAACAGCUGUGUCAGGAGGCAGGCGCAGCAGCUCAUCCAGAAGGGCAUCACAAGGCUGGACGACCAGAUUUUCCUGAACAGGAAUCCAGGUGUCCCCUCUGUGGUCAAGUUCCACCCCUUCACCCCGUGUGUGGCCGUGGCUGACAAGGACAGCAUCUGUUUCUGGGACUGGGAGAAAGGGGAGAAGCUGGACUAUUUCCACAACGGGAACCCCCGGUACACGCGGGUCACCGCCAUGGAGUACCUGAAUGGCCAGGACUGCUCGCUGCUGCUCACAGCCACAGACGAUGGCGCCAUCAGAGUCUGGAAGAAUUUCGCUGAUUUGGAAAAGAAUCCAGAAAUGGUGACCGCCUGGCAGGGGCUCUCGGACAUGCUGCCCACAACCCGAGGAGCUGGAAUGGUGGUGGACUGGGAGCAGGAGACCGGCCUCCUCAUGAGUUCAGGGGACGUGCGGAUCGUCCGGAUCUGGGACACGGACCGUGAGAUGAAGGUGCAGGAUAUCCCCACGGGCGCGGACAGCUGUGUGACAAGCCUGGCCUGUGACUCCCACCGGUCCCUCAUCGUGGCUGGCCUGGGCGACGGCUCCGUCCGUGUCUAUGACAGGAGGAUGGCCCUCAGCGAAUGCCGCGUCAUGACGUACCGGGAGCACACGGCCUGGGUGGUGAAGGCCUGCCUGCAGAAGCGUCCUGAGGGCCACAUCGUGAGCGUGAGCGUGAAUGGAGAUGUGCGCUUCUUUGACCCUCGGAUGCCAGAGUCUGUGAACGUGCUACAGAUCGUGAAGGGGCUCACAGCCCUCGACAUCCACCCCCAGGCCAACCUGAUCGCGUGCGGCUCCAUGAACCAGUUCACCGCCGUCUAUAGUGGCAGCGGGGAGCUCAUCAACAGCAUCAAGUACUACGACGGCUUCAUGGGCCAGCGUGUCGGUGCCAUCAGCUGCUUGGCCUUCCACCCGUACUGGGUCUGUGUCCCUGUGCCUGGGGGGGAGGGCUGGGGGCUUGGGGGCCAGCAGCAGCGAGCGGAUGGGCUGCAGCGAGGCCCCCCACACCACCUGCCCUGGGCCUCCACCCUCCCCUGUCCAGGGCCAUGGCACCAGACUGCCCUCAGUCCUGUCACUCAGGGAACAUGUAAAACAGCCCCGCCCUCCACAUCACCUGUGGCCCCUGCACUAAUGUCACCCUGGAGAGAUUUCCAUGAGAAGUCUGGGGAACCACAGUCUGUUGUAUUUAUAGUGAGAUUCUACCCGCCUGCCUUUGGGCCACCUGGGUUCCAUGGGAGCCCAGCGUGCAGCUGUGCCGAAAUGCACGACAUUCGAUCCCCAUAGCCAUCCCUGGGGGGCAGUCCUGGGAGAGGCUCAGGGACUGGGUAGCUUGUAGGCUCCGGUGCUGGAGGGUGUGUAGGGGCUCUGCUGAAAGCCCAGCUGAGGGUCCCGUCGGUCCUACACCUGCCUCUUGGGUGUAGGGGGGCAUCCCCCAGGGCCACUCCCCUGCUCACUCGCUCUCCACUCUCCCCUUGCAGCCUCACCUGGCCGUGGGCAGCAAUGACUACUACAUGUCCGUGUACUCCGUGGAGAAGCGUGUCAGAUAGCGGCCCCGCCCGCCAGGCCGUGUGUACAUAGUGGGCCCUCCACGGCCCGGCAACUCUGAUCCUGACCUGGCCACUGAGGGCUCCCGGAGGCCCCCGCUGUCUGUCUGUCCUUGCUGUCACACCUGGAGCCCAGGGAAGGGACUCUGGUGGAGCCCUGUGGUGUGAGGGUCGCUUCUCUGCUGAGACACAACUUCUAGGCCGAGGACCAGUCACUGUCCAUACCUUCCUGUCUCGUUUUCCUGCCAAGAGUUUUAAAGAGGGAAACACUCAUUUUAUUUUCCAAGUGAUCCAAGCAUGAGCCCCACAGAGCUCCGAGGUGGACACCGGCUUCUCCAGGGCUCGGCCACCUGGCGGGUCGCUGGGCUGCCACUGCCUGGCCAUGAGCAAGCACCAGUGCAGCCCAGCCUGGCCGAGUCCUCCCGCUUGUGCACACAGGGACUGGGAACAGUUCCAAGCAGGUGGGAGAGGCUGGGGGUUCGAGACCGAGCACAGAGGAGAUGAAGGAGCCGGCACCCGGGCCUCUGGCUAACCCACUGGGGCUCACUCCCCUCCCCCCCAACCCCCUGCAAUGCAGCCACCUUCCUGGCACGGGCGCAGCCUUGGAUUUGAGCUUGGGCCCUGUCACCACAGAUCCUUUAGCAGGAGGGGCCUGUGGCCUUGGAUGGGCAGGCAGGUCUCUGGUGACUCAGCCACUGCCGAGGCCACGGCUUGUUUCCGUGGAAGGGAUGCUCCUGGCAGGUGCAGUGACAGUGCCCAGGCCUGUGAUCUCCCCGCCUGUGUAUGCACACAUGUCACACACAACACACACGUGCACAUGGGAGGCACAGUUGGAGCCCCGAGAGCAUCUGGUUAGACAACGUCCAGUCUGCAGGCCCCAUCCCCACACAGUGCAGCCGCCACACGGGAGUUCCUUGCAGAUUGCGUUAGCUCGUGUCUGUGUGUGUGUACCCAUGUAUGCAGACAUGUAUGUGUGAUUGUGCAGGCAUCUGUGCAAGUGGUGUGUGUGGAUGCGCAUGUCUGUGUGUGCGAGUGCACAGGUGUGUGCCUGCAUGUGCGAGUGUGCUGGUGUGUGCAAACACACGUGUCUGUGCAUGUGCGUGUGUGGGUGUGCAUGUGCAUAGUAGGGAAGCCGUGGCGACAGCUGAGCCAGGAAGGACCACGGAGGAUGUGCUGAGCAAUCACAGACAGCACUUGGAAAACAAAACAACCACAAUGAUGAUAUUUGAAAAGCAUUUUUUCCAUUUUCCUUGGGAAUCAGGAUUAUUCAUAUAGAGAACCGAGGAGGCUUAAUUAAUUCUGCCAGAAAGAGGCCAAUAAUAGUGUGAAUGUGAGUGAGCGGUGACGAGAGCUUAAAGGCCCUUGCACUGCAGAAACUGGCUCUGCCUCAGCCAAGGGCGUGUGCGGGGACAGAGCCCCCCGGCAGUACAGCCUGGGAGCCCUGGGCCAGUCUCCGUGGGACUGGACGGGGCGGGAUGGGCUGGGCCGGGCGGCGGUCCCGCCCAUGGGCCCUGCUUGUCCCCUCCAGGAGAAGGCUCUGGGACAGAAUUCCCACUCUGGCUCUGUGACUUUCUGCCAUGUUCUGGGUGAGAGCCACGCGAGGUCAGGAAGCCACAGAGUCUCGCUCCCCACACGGUGCCUGUCAGCUCUGUGAGGUGCUCCUGGCACCAGACCUUCCAGAAGCUGAGCUCCACCCAUAGACACUGAGGGCGUGUCUGAUUCGUGGAUCAGUUCCCCUCCAGAUCCCAGGCUUACGUGCGGUUCUGUUUGUUUUGAGACAAAACUGUGACCUGUCCCAGCGUGGCCACUGCCCUCUGUGGGGUGACCAUGGCCACCAUGAGAGGGUGUGCCCAGGUUGAAUGCGAAAAUUCAAUCAUGAAGUUGACCCAGGCUCCGGGGCCUGACCUAAAGGUUCAUUUAUCUCUAUUUAUUUUACCAGAACGAGAAUUGGAAAGACUUUGACAAACAUGGGAUUGUAAUGUGGAUGGGAGAGCGGUGGUGGACAAUAAACGCUAAUGAAUAAGUGGGCCA
This is a messenger RNA of Miniopterus natalensis, 6685 nucleotides long. The record is from RefSeq and is a predicted model, not a curated record. NCBI's taxonomy places the organism in Eukaryota, Metazoa, Chordata, Mammalia, Chiroptera, Miniopteridae.